CUCGAUAGUUUUGUUUCGUCGUGACUUUCAGUUUUAGUGUUAACACGGUUUAAGUAUAAUUUCUGAAAAGGAGAACGUGCAAAAUAGCCCGAAAUGCCUAACGUUUCAGUGAAGGUAAAAUGGGGCAAGGAAAUGUACCCAGAUGUGGAGGUGAAUACAGACGAUGAACCGGUACUGUUCAAGGCGCAGAUAUUUGCACUGACAGGGGUUCAGCCAGAGAGACAGAAAGUUGUCUGCAAAGGAGUCACAUUACGGGAUGACACAUGGGGCAAUUUUAAAUUGACGAAUAACGCCUUAGUACUUGUCAUGGGCAGUAAAGAGGAAGACGUGCCAGCUGCACCAGUGGAACAGACACGUUUUGUCGAAGACAUGAAUGAAGCUGAACUGGCUACAGCCAUGGAUAUGCCAGAGGGUCUCAUCAACUUGGGUAACACUUGUUACAUGAAUGCUACAGUGCAGUGUCUGAAAACGGUCCCUGAACUUAGAAAUGCCUUGCUCAAUUAUGAUAAAUCAUCAACGGGCGGCGACACAGCGGGAGAACUAACGGCGGCACUAAGCGAGACGGUCUCGGCCCUGGACUCCGGGGGCUCCAGCGCGUGCGGCGUGGCGGCGGCGCGCCUGCUGGGAGCCCUGCACGGCGCGGCGCCUCGCUUCGCGGAGCGGGCGGCCGCGGGGGGCUUCGCGCAGCAGGACGCCUCCGAGUGCUGGACCGAGAUCGUGAGGGCGUUGCAGCAGAGGCUCCCGGCCGCACCCAUGCCAGAUAAGAACGCGACAAGGGCAUCAGUGAUCGAGCAAUACUUCGGAGGUACCCUGGAUGUGGAGCUUGUAUGCUCAGAGGCUGAUGAGCCCCCGACCCACUCUGAGGAGUCAUUCCUCCAGUUGUCCUGUUUCAUAUCACAAGACGUCAAAUAUCUGCAGUCUGGACUUAGAUCUAAAAUGGCUGAGCAUAUAACAAAGAUGUCACAAACACUGGGCAGGGAUGCUGUGUACACAAAAACUAGUAAAAUAAGCCGUCUCCCUGCUUAUUUGACAGUGCAAUUCGUUCGUUUCUACUACAAGGAGAAAGAAUCUAUCAACGCUAAGAUACUAAAAGAUGUUAAAUUCCCUCUGGACUUGGACGUGUAUGAACUCUGCACACCGGAACUACAAGAGAGGCUGACACCGAUGCGAAAUAAAUUCAAGGAGUUGGAAGAUGCGAAAGUACAAUCGUCGCUUAGCUCCGGGAACAAGAGUCACGGGGACAGCAGCAAGGCCAAGAAGAAGCGUGUCUUGCCCUACUGGUUCGAAAACGACGUAGGCAGCAACAACAGCGGCUACUACCGGCUGCAGGCCGUGCUCACGCACCGCGGCCGCUCGUCCUCCUCCGGGCACUACGUGGCGUGGGUGGCGCGCGGCGCGGGCUGGCUGCGCUGCGACGACGACACCGUCACCCCCGUCACCGAGGACGAGGUGCUCAAGCUCAGCGGGGGAGGUGACUGGCACUGCGCCUACCUUCUGCUGUACGGACCUAAAAUCCUGGAGCUCCCCGAGCAGGAUGAGGACGAGCCCAUGGUCACCGACAUAACAGACGAUCCUGCUGGCGAACCCCCCACAGCGCUCGCAUAAAUAAAAACAAAAAAAUAUUCAUAUUUUGGACAUAGUUCAGCUGGAAGAAAGGACUCAGUGAUUGAAUCCUGUACACCUCAAUAACUUAGUUCUUGUGUUUGUGUUUGGAACAUUCAGAAAAACAUUUGCUUGGAUUUAAUUCAUUGUUCUAACCGUUCUUCACGAUCAUUCUAGAACUAGACUCAUUUUUAUAGAAACGUAAACUGAGUCCUUUCUGCUAAAGGAUGUCCAUUUAUAAGGCUGAUUGUAACGCUUACCUUUCGGUGUCCCGCUAAAUAUCUUUUUAUUGGCAAUAAUUUUUUGCUCUGGUCACCCCGGUGUCCAGAAUAAGUAGACCGAAUAAUAUAUUAAAAUGUUUUAUGUCGUAAUAUUGUAUAGUACUGGAAGAAAUUUGUUUUAAUUUAAUAAUUUGAGUGAUACCAAAUUUUUAGAUUAUAAUUUUAGAAUAAUACAGCUUUGGGUUGCAAUGUUUAAAGUUUUGUUACCAUACUUGAGGAAUUCUAUAAAAUCUAUGUCAGUUCCAAAUGAUAGACAAAUAGAUUUGGUAUCCCGUGGCCAGUAAGUUUGAGACAGUGAUCUAAAAAUUGUACUUACGAUUUUUAGAGAUACGAAGCGAUAAUCUAGUUUAAUAUUCACUCUAUUUGGCCUAAAACCUUAACCACUCGAGCCAGGAGGAAACAAAUGAAAACACAACCCCUUUGCCUCAUCGUAAUCGAGAUAUAACAAAAAAAAAAAAUCCAUUCGUUAUAUAAUUUAAUAUGUAUUAGUAAUAUCCUAAACAAUAACGCGGGACAUAUAUUUAUUUAAAACAAAAAAUGUAUAUUGGCAUAUAAUGCUAUCUACAACUAACUGUCUUUUAUAUAUCUUACAAAAUGUCAUCAUACGAUUUUCAUGCAUUAACUUUCAUUAAACUAAAUGUAUUUUAGUUGAAAUAGAUGAUUAAUUUGUAAUACAACAUUUGAG
Messenger RNA from Bombyx mandarina (wild silkworm), 2568 nucleotides. RefSeq names its product ubiquitin specific protease 14 (gene Usp14). Gene Ontology annotation, molecular function: cysteine-type deubiquitinase activity; protein binding; proteasome binding. The record is from RefSeq and is a predicted model, not a curated record. Lineage: Eukaryota; Metazoa; Arthropoda; Insecta; Lepidoptera; Bombycidae. Gene Ontology annotation, biological process: regulation of proteasomal protein catabolic process; proteasome-mediated ubiquitin-dependent protein catabolic process; protein deubiquitination.